Artibeus jamaicensis (Jamaican fruit-eating bat) is the source of this 8815-nucleotide messenger RNA. RefSeq names its product ankyrin repeat domain 13C (gene ANKRD13C). Gene Ontology annotation, cellular component: cytoplasm. The record is from RefSeq and is a predicted model, not a curated record. Bases 439 to 2079 code for a protein of 546 amino acids. The transcript has 14 exons. Lineage: Eukaryota; Metazoa; Chordata; Mammalia; Chiroptera; Phyllostomidae. Gene Ontology annotation, molecular function: protein binding.
AUAUUCAAACGCAGGCUAAGGUUUUUGAACGUCCACUUCCGCAGCGCGACCACAGGGAGUGACGGGUCCCGGUGUUCUCGCUCAGGAAUUCCAGCUGGAGGCGGAAACACGAUACUUCCAAGUUGCCGGCACUCCUCCACUCUUUGGGAAUAGGAAGUGCGGGGGAGGAGCCUGCUGCUCACCUAUCGCGGUGUUUUCUCCCCCCCCCCCCGCCCUCACUCCCGGGGGAGCUCUCGCGAGAGAAGGCAGAGGAAGAUGGCUGUGCCCUGUUUUUCGGGGUGAGGCGGUCGUGGCUACUGGAGCGGCGGGGGCCGGGAUCGUGGUGUCGUGGGUACCUUAGCACUAGCUCCCCCCAGCGAGCGCGCGUUUCUUCGUACCUAGCGCCUACUCCGUCGCCGGCGGUGAGCCCCCCGGACCCCCUUUCUGCCCCUGGCGGCGAUGACUGGAGAGAAGAUCCGCUCACUGCGGAGGGACCACAAGCCCAGCAAAGAAGAGGGGGACUUGCUGGAGACUGGGGAUGAGGAAGCGGCGGCUGCUCUCGGCGGCACCUUUACCGGAGGCAGGAUCGGCACGAGCGGCAGCGGCAAGGGCGGCAAAGCCUGUCAUAAGAUCUUCAGUAACCAUCAUCACCGGCUCCAACUGAAGACAGCUCCGUCCUCCUCCAAUCCACCCGGCGCGCCGGCCCUGCAGCUGCAUAAUUCCUCUGUAACUACCACCUCCCAGUCCCAGACUCUCCUAGCGGGCACCAACCCCAUUGCCGUCGCCGCAGAUGGAGGCAUUUGCCCCGCACACUACCCAGUGCACGAGUGCGUCUUCAAGGGGGAUGUAAGGAGACUGUCCUCUCUCAUCCGCACGCACAAUAUCGGGCAGAAAGAUAAUCACGGAAACACUCCUUUACAUCUUGCUGUGAUGUUAGGAAAUAAAGAAUGUGCUCAUUUACUUUUGGCUCACAAUGCUCCGGUCAAGGUGAAAAAUGCUCAGGGAUGGAGCCCGCUGGCAGAAGCCAUCAGCUAUGGAGAUAGACAGAUGAUUACAGCUCUUUUAAGGAAGCUUAAGCAGCAAUCCAGGGAAAGUGUUGAAGAAAAACGACCUCGAUUAUUAAAAGCUCUGAAAGAGCUAGGUGACUUUUAUCUAGAACUUCACUGGGAUUUUCAAAGCUGGGUGCCUUUACUUUCCCGAAUUCUGCCUUCUGAUGCUUGUAAAAUAUACAAACAAGGUAUCAAUAUCAGGCUUGACACUACUCUCAUAGACUUUACUGACAUGAAGUGCCAACGAGGGGAUUUAAGCUUCAUUUUUAAUGGGGAUGCAGCACCCUCUGAAUCUUUUGUAGUAUUAGACAAUGAACAAAAAGUUUAUCAGCGAAUACACCAUGAGGAAUCAGAGAUGGAAACAGAAGAAGAGGUUGACAUUUUAAUGAGUAGCGAUAUUUACUCUGCAACCCUAUCAACCAAGUCAAUUUCUUUCACACGUGCCCAAACAGGAUGGCUUUUUCGGGAGGAUAAAACAGAAAGAGUAGGAAACUUUCUGGCCGACUUUUAUCUGGUAAAUGGACUUGUUUUAGAAUCAAGAAAAAGAAGAGAACAUCUCAGUGAAGAAGAUAUUCUUCGAAAUAAGGCCAUUAUGGAGAGCUUGAGUAAAGGUGGAAACAUAAUGGAACAGAAUUUUGAGCCGGUUCGAAGACAGUCCCUUACCCCUCCUCCUCAGAACACCAUUACAUGGGAAGAAUAUAUAUCUGCUGAAAAUGGAAAAGCUCCUCAUCUUGGUAGAGAACUGGUAUGCAAAGAAAGUAAGAAAACAUUUAAAGCCACGAUAGCCAUGAGCCAGGAAUUUCCCCUGGGAAUUCAAUCAAUAUUGAAUGUUUUGGAAGUAAUAGCUCCCUUCAAGCACUUUAACAAGCUUAGAGAAUUUGUUCAGAUGAAGCUUCCUCCAGGCUUUCCUGUAAAACUAGAUAUACCUGUGUUUCCUACGAUCACAGCCACUGUGACUUUUCAGGAGUUUCGAUAUGACGAAUUUGAUGGCUCCAUCUUUACUAUACCUGAUGACUACAAGGAAGACCCGAGCCGUUUUCCUGAUCUUUAACUGACGUGGAAAAUGAUGCCACCUAACCAAGGAAGGCAAGAGAGUGCAGAGACCUCACAAGCGAAGCAGAGUGGAAGGGACACGUACUUUCAGUGAAGAAAAGGGAAUUACAGGAAUUGACACAUCAGUAAUACGAUAUGAAAUGGGCCUCUAAGAAGAAUCUCAGCUAGUUUCCUGAUGUGCCAUUUUCAGUCUUUUUAAAAAUAUACAUAUUAUAGUGUAAUAGUUUGACACCUUAAUGACCCUAAGUACUUCUUAUGUAAAACAGCUAUGAGUGCUGUGAUUUGUUUUUAAAAUUUUUACACUUCUUGUUGAAAUAUAUAUGCAUAUAAAUAUAUCUAUAGUUAUAUUUAAAACACUCCUGGACCAUUAACAUAAAUUAAAUGUCUUAAGAGAUAUGGAGUCCUUUUACACUUGUCAUCUUAUAUUCAAGGUGACAUUUAUAAAUAUUCCUUCAAACUUUGUUUUCAUAAAAUGUAAACUAUGUAACUUUAUGUAUAGUUCAGUAAUUUGAAUGUUUGUUCAAUAUAAUGAACUAGAAAGGAAUGCAAUUUUCUGUAGAUGAAUGAACCAAAUGGUACCCAUUAAACAAUUGCAUAUAUAUGUUGCAAUACAUUUCAGAAGGAGCGUUCACUCUGCAGGGAAUAAGGUACCUCCUUUAGCACCUUAGUGCAAUUCAUUGUGGUGCUAUUUGUUUUUACCUGAAUUCUUUCUUCAAUGGAAAAUGUUUGUUACUAAUCUUCCUUUCAUAGAACUUCUAUUUUUUUCUCUAAACUUGAGUUUUAAAGUCUUUUUUUGUGUUCAUAAUAGGGUAUGGUCAGCAUGCUUAAAGAUAGUCCUUUUCCAAAUCUCAGCACUUUAAAAGAAUUCCAAAAUUUUAAACUUGUUCCUAAUAAGUACAUAUCAUUCUGAUUGUUUUGUUUUUAGUGGAAUAAGGAUGCGUGUCAGUUUUAAGCAACAACCCACAUUUUGGACAUCCCUACAUAUUUAAUGCUUUCAAAGUUAGGUAAAAACAUUUUUAUAUGCUAACAGAAUUAUAUUUGUUAUAAGUUGAAUUCCAGAAAUGUACACAAGAUCGAUAAUUCCUACUGUUUAUUUUUUUAAAUCACAAAAUAUUUAUUGGUUUUAAUUUUCUUCAAAGUGUUAAAAUCAUGCAUUACUCAUUUUUGCACUUAAAAUUUUUUCAUGUUUGUUCCAAGAUGGUUUAGUGGUCCAAGAAUGAAAAUAAAUUAGGGAGAGUAAUGUAUAACAGUCAUAAUAUGUUAUGUUGUAUUAAAGAAGUUAGCCUAAGAGAUGAUUUUAAAAUGUAUCCUGAUUUUGUGUCAGAAUGCAUUUGUCAGGUUUUUUAGAGUGACCAGUAGUUUAAACUUUUUCCAGGAUUUUAAAUAAUUUGAAAGAAUUUAGAAACCUUUAUUGAAAAGAUUAUUUACAAAUCCAAAGCAUCAAUCAUAAGAUUUUUAUAAUAAACAUCUUUAAAGCUGCAUCUUACAUGCUGAUAACAUAUUACAUUGCAUAUUUUGACAUUGUAUUAAAUAUAUUUUAUAAUGAAGAAAAAUAAUCAUAGUUAAAAAUUCAAAGACCAAUUACUUACUACCUGAUGUGGGUCUGUUGAGUUUUGUGGAAAGAAUUGGUAAACCCAGACUAGGUUUAUUGAAUACAAGUUGAUCCCAAUUAUUUUGGGAAUGCUUAUAAAUCAAGUGACUUAGAGAUUGAAUUACCCUGUCAGUGAUUAUGUGAGGUUUGAGACACUGAUCGGCAGUCAUCACUGUCAUCACUGUCACUUUUAGGCUCUCUUACUUUGUGAGAAUGAUACACUUUCAGGAAUAAACUAUAGAUUUUUAAAAAUUAGUGCAGGCAACUUAGUGGGAGGAAAAAAACAUGGUAAAUUGCAACUUGGAAUUUGUCAAUGUCCUGAAAGCUGUGAAUAUUUUGCUGGGGUACACUGGAGAUAGGAAAACUACUGAAAACUUUUGCACUUCGAUUUUGUUUUUAACUCUUAUCUUUUUCUUUCAUAAAGAAUAGUAUAAAGAGAUGAUCCAUUCCAAAUGUCUUUUAUUUGAUCAUAAAGGACAAACAAAUGUCAGUAUCUCUUAUGAUGGUAAAAACAAGGAAGUUAUUAAUGCAAAUAAACUUUUCACAUUAGACUUUUCAAAAUGUGCCUUUUAAUCCAGUUAAUCAGUGAAGCUGUGUUUCAAGGAAGGAAAACACCAUAUAUUUUAAUAAUUCCACAUGAAGCGCUAAAUUUUGUGAUGUAGGUCCUUAAAAUUGUAUAUGCCUUCUGACUGAAGAAAGGUUUAAUCUUGGGGGACUAUGAAAUUGAUCACCUUAAAUGGCUAUUUUGAAAUGCUCGACAUUCCUGCCACCAGUAUCCAAAGGAGAUGUGAUUCUUGUCUUAAAUAAUUCCCUACAGACAAUCUGCUUCAGUCUGUAGAUACUCAUAGGGAAUUGUCAGAAUUCAUAAAAAGGAGGCAUAAAGUAGGUGCUCUGAUUAUUGUGAAUCCAGGAACAUAUGGUGGUCUGGAAAUGAACACAUUUUAGAGAAGAGCAGACAGAAGCUGAAAAACAAUUUGGUUUGUUUCUUCUUAGCACUGGUAUUGAGCCCCACUCAUACUAAUAGAAAUGGGUGUUUAUGUUGUUCGUGCAGUUUAUAACUCCCACCUUGAGAUCGGGGAGUGAGUAAUGAUCACUUAGCAACCCCUUCACCCUAGUUUUCACUAACUCGACAGCAGUGAUCCUAUCCUGUUUCAAGGGCACGGAAAAGGGCUGCAGUAAAUAUUUUCCGAUUGAAUUAAGGGUGCUUCCUUUUGCUCAUUUAUGUUACUGUUAUUUGCAGUCAGCAUGAUUGAGAAAGUUGCAGUUAGGAAAUCAGGUGAAUUUGAAGCCCUGCCUUUAAAAUUGAGAGAAGUAUUGCUUAGUAUGGAACACAGUAUACCUCUGCUGUUAACUUGAGCAAAAGGUAUCUUAACCAUGUUUUCUCAAAUGAACAAAAUGCAGCCUUACCAAAGUUGCUCUAUAUGGAAACUGGAAACUGAUGGUGAAACCUGCCCCAGUACACCACUUGUAAAGAUAGCAAAAUUAAUCUUGCUAAAAGUUGACCAUUUGCAUACUGUGAAUGAACAAACUACUUUUGCAAAGCCUUUUGUCAGAAAUCUGGGGCAAUAGUAAGAUCUUAGAUUGCCAUCUAAAAAUGUCAUCUGAAGCAUUAAAUUGCAUUUUCAGGUCACGUGAUCCUUUUUACAGUGCUACCUAGUAAUGAACUAAAAUUAUAAGCUCAUUUUAGAAUAGUACUUAUGGUCAUAAUGGCACCUGUGGUACAGCUACGAUUUCACUUGUGCAACAGCACCUGCCAAUACAUAAGCAAAAUCUCCUAAGGGUUUUAAAGAAGGGUACUUGGCAGGCAUUCCUGAAUUUGAUCAUGUUUUGCAGGUGAAAAUGACUAAAACAACAAAAAAAUAAAACCCACCACUUAUCUAUACAUUUCAUAGUAUUCUUGGUCCCUAAAGGUGGCUAACAGUGACUGACUGGGGUGCUUGAAUGGAAAUGAGUUGGUGGAGUUUUAGAGAGGUGAAGCCGAAAUUUUGUAACUUACACACGUUGUGGCUUAUCUGCUGGCCCCUUUGGGAAGAGGUGGAACCCAGGUCUGCAGUUACUCAGCACUUCAUCUCCUCCUUCAGCCUCUGACUUAUGGGCUAGGUAUGUGUGCUUAGUUUCGUGACGAAGGGUCCUGGCUUCGAAGGGUCCUGGCUUCUGCUUUGUCACCCAGGUCAGAAACAAUGAGACCAGACCUGAGAUUCAGCCCAUCCUUGGUUCCAGCUUGUGCAUGUGGUUCCAACUUACCUCUCCAUCUUCCCUUCCCAAAUGCCUGUUGGCUUCAAUCUCCAGUAUCAUGCAAAGACUAUAAACAGCUUUGAGACCACUUAACCAGCUCCCAUAUUUAAGGUCAAAUGACCUGUACCAAACCUUUUUGUUGUUUCUUUGAUUGAAUGCUGACUGGUCAGAAGUGCUUUUAAUCUACAGGCUUGUGUUCCCAAACUUGAUUUUUAAAGCAAGAGAAUUGUAACAUUCCAUUUUUUGUGACUCUAGGCCUUUGAUUUUUUAUGCAUAAAUCAUACUUUAUUUAGCUAACUAGCUUUUAAGAAAAAGACAUCAUAACUAAUUUGUGCCACUGGUUUAGUGAUGGUGCACUGGGGAAAUAACCUAAGUGACAUUUUGAAAAGAACGUGAACAUGUCACUUCCUAAAUUAUUUUUGAGGAACAUCAGUUGAAAAUGAUGUCCUUAUUCUGUGAAUUCUUAGAUUGCUGGUAAUUAGUAUAUUCUUUUUGCCAAGAAUUCCUAAAUGAAUUCAUACAGUGAAAAUGGUAGCAAACAGUAAAAGACUCAAAAAUCUACAACUCUAGAAUUAAUCUCAUUUAGAAACUACUUUUACUAAUAAAGCUUUAGGAAGAGACAUUCUGGGUGUUUCUUAGAAGUACCAAUAGCAUUUCCAUUACAUCCAUUCUUCACCAAAGUAAACGCAACUGUAUGUACUUGAUUAGAUAAGUAUUAUCGCUAUCACAGGAAUGAAAUGCAUCAGCUAAAUUUGAGACAAAAAGGAACAAAUCUCAAGUUGUUUAAAAGAUGUCUGUCAAUCUUGAAGCAGCAUUGAUCCUAAGCCUGUUAAUCUUGAGCCCAAAUGAGGAUGGUGGUACUGUCUGCCAGAGGAAAAGUUGGCUUGUGAAGUCCCUAUAGUAGCCAUACCUGAAUUUAACUGUUAAGCUGCAACUUCUGGUAAAAUUAGUUUGUACUGUUCCAGUAGAAGCCUUGUUUGUAAGUACCCAACAUCAACCUAUCUUCCACACAAAUAUACUGUAAUCACUGCCUAGAAACUUACUGAAACUCAUCUUUACAAAAAUGAAAAGGGGUAACAUGGCCUUUUUAGUCUUAGCUGUGUAACAUUUAUCGUAUUGCUUUGGCUAAAAUCAUUACCUCCAAUUACCCUCCAAUUACUCUUAUUUUGAAAAGCUCCAUAGCAGGUACCAUUUUUAUUGACCCAGGCAACACAGGCCCCCACAUUUUAAUUCCUAACUACCAACUACAUUGCAAGGUAGGUACCAAUCCUGUUUUAUAAUUAGGAAAAUGAACAUAAUGCAGGUCUCCCCGCCUGUAAAUAAAACUGAAUCUCAUGACCAGACUCUUACACAGUCACUACCUUUUAUUCACUCCUGAAGGAAUUAAGCAAAUAGGACAAACACUUUUUCUAACAAAACCACCUUUAUUUUUUAAUCGGUUACUACUAAAUACAGAGCAAAACUCAAGUGUAGAGGCAGUGUUCACUUGACCUCAGCUGAUUAUCUUGUGAAGGCCUGUGCCUGUCCAACUCUAGUCUUGUGCAUAAAAUGUUCACAGAAAAAGAACCUUAAGUAUGGAUUCCCUUCACUAUGGUAUCUUGGAUCAGUGGCACUAUUUUAUAGCCAAAAAUUUCUUAAUCCCUUUUGAAAAGUAUAUUUGUAUUCAUUGAUCAAAAGUGAGGAAAGACUGAGUAAUAUUAGGUUUUACUUGUUUUUGCUUUAUAAAAAUGGCAACAUCAUUAUGGUUCAACCUUUAUUUACUAAAAAAGAUUCCUAAGUUUAAGUAAAUGUCAUUUGCUAUCAACUGUUUUAAAAUGAUUAUUAGGAUCAUUACUAGAACUUUUUAGACAAAAUUCCUUUUGAUAAAAUCUUUAAAAAGUUACUACAAACUGUAAAAACAACACUGCUUUUCUAUAUGGCAUUUCAAUUUUAAAAGUUAAAAAAUUACCAAACUUGGAUAAAAACUAUACUUCCAAGUUUCAUUUUCCCCCAAACCCCAGCUACUCUAGUCCUACUCGUGUCAUAGAUGAAUAUACUAUUCAGUACUGUACAGUCAGUACACACCAUUGACAGUUGCUACACUGUUUUAAUAAAGGCAGAUUAUCUCACUGAAAAUAUAAAUUUACUAGAUACAGGUGGGAUCAUUCAUUUAUCCUGAAGUUCUUUGCUUUACUGAAUCCUUACACCCAAAAUAUGAGGACUGUACACUAAGAGACUGUUUUAGAUAGAUACUAAAUCAACUUUGACAAUUUUGAUGGCAACUAAUCACUACAGUAAUAGCUUUUUAUCAUAUGUAAGUAUGUAGAUUGAAAGGGGAAUUUGUAAAAUGAAAUGAGGUAAAUGUCAUACAUUCAAUAACUUGUAAAUAAAUACAAAUACAGUUUUACAGGAAAAUGAACAUAAAUUUAAGGGUUUUAUUAUCAAAGUCUUGUAAAACAAUUUCAGAAACUGUACAUCAACGUGGCACAGACUGUAGCCUACUCUUGUUUUUACUGCACAAAAGUGAAGCUUGAAACUCCUGUAACUAAGAGAACAGUUGCCAUACUACUAUGCAUUUAACAUGGAAUCACUGUGGGCAUAGGAUUACUACUGCAGUAACACUAACACAAAUUUACUGGUUUUAUACAACUUGAGCUCAAAUAAAAAGUACAUUAUCAAGUACAUUUUAAAAGCAUAUGAAGGUCAAUUUAAAAUGCACUACCCCUUUUUUCCAACACAUAUUAAAACAAAUUAAUAAAAGUGGAAAAUUGAAAAUCAGGACGAGAGAUAAUUUUCCUUUAUAGAUGGACUCUGGACAGCUUUCACUGAUAUAGGUGUAAAAUAAAUUAUUUCAGGAAAAAAAUUCCGAAACACCGUAUGAAAAAGUAUACAACUCUACUUCAAAAUAUGCUAUUUACUCACUGCCAAA